CCAAUUCAGUGCAAAGCUGCUGUAGCCUGGGAAGCCAAGAAACCACUCAGUAUUGAAACAAUUGAAGUUGGUGCACCCAAGGCUGGUGAAGUGCGCAUAAAAAUUCUCGCAACCGGAGUCUGCCACACUGAUGCAUACACCUUGAGUGGCAUUGACCCMGAGGGGCUUUUCCCAUGCAUUCUGGGACACGAGGGGGGUGGUAUUGUUGAGAGUGUUGGAGAAGGAGUAACCCGUGUCAAACCUGGUGACCAUGUUAUCCCAACAUACAUACCCCAAUGUAAUGACUGCAAGUUCUGCAGAAGCCCAAAGACCAAUCUUUGUGGUAAAAUCAGGAGUACCCAGGGAAAAGGAGUCAUGCCAGAUGGUACUUCAAGGUUCACAUGUCAAGGAAAGACCUUGUAUCAUUUCAUGGGUACCAGUACCUUCAGUGAAUACACUGUAGUUGCAGAGAUCUCUUGUGCUAAGGUAAAUGAGAAAGCUCCACUAGAUAAAGUAUGCCUGCUUGGUUGUGGUAUUUCUACUGGUUAUGGCGCAGUACUUAACACUGCUAAGGCAGAGCCGGGUUCUACAGCUGCUGUKUGGGGACUGGGUGCAGUUGGUCUAGCUACUAUUAUGGGGUGUAAAGUGGCUGGAUGUAGUCGAAUCAUUGGCAUUGACAUCAAUCCUGCAAAGUUUGAUUUAGCUAAAAAGUUUGGUGCUACUGAGUGUCUUAAUCCAAAGGAUCAUGAUAAACCAACACAACAGCGCCAAGCACUUGAGGCAUGUCACAAAGGCUGGGGAACGUCUGUCAUCAUCGGAGUCGCAGGGGCAGGACAAGAAAUUUCUACUCGUCCAUUCCAGCUUGUAACUGGUCGUGUAUGGAAGGGAACAGCUUUUGGAGGAUACAAGAGUGGCGAUGGUGUACCAAAGCUUGUAGARGACUACUUGUCUGGAACAUUGAAGGUAGACGAGUUCAUAACACAUAAUCUACCGCUGGAUAAGAUCAACGAAGGGUUCUCUCUCAUGCAUAGUGGAGAAAGCAUCCGUUCAAUCAUCCACUUUUAAAGGCUUGUGCUGUUUUAGAUAAAUUGAUAGAAUUGUAACAAUAAAAACUGAAUUGAUUUGAAAAAGACAGAAAACUCAUUAUCCAUGAUUAAACAGAAGAUGAUUUGAAAAAUUGA
This is a messenger RNA of Exaiptasia diaphana, 1160 nucleotides long. Its product is annotated as alcohol dehydrogenase class-3. Lineage: Eukaryota; Metazoa; Cnidaria; Anthozoa; Actiniaria; Aiptasiidae. Gene Ontology annotation, molecular function: S-(hydroxymethyl)glutathione dehydrogenase [NAD(P)+] activity; zinc ion binding. Gene Ontology annotation, cellular component: cytosol. The record is from RefSeq and is a predicted model, not a curated record. Gene Ontology annotation, biological process: formaldehyde catabolic process.